AUGGACAAGGCACACGAAGCAUCAUCUGAGAAGAGCCAUGCAAUUUCGCAAGACGCCGCCCCUGCCUACGACGCCGCCGACACCUCCCACCCACCAACAUACGACUCACUUUCCUCUGCCGUUCACGGCGAAAUGUCCGCCCUAGCAGUCGGCGAUCCAUCCGAAACCAUAUCCGUCCCCAUGGUCUCGCGCAUGCACCACAAGUCCAUCCACGACAUGAACCCCUUCUCCCACAAGACAGGCAGAGUGACGCAAACCGUCACUGUGCGCAAAAUGACACGCGAGUUUUAUUUGAAGCAUUAUGUCAAGGAUGCAGAGGGCAACUUUGUUGGGACGGGCAGACAGGCUCCUGAUGGCGGGCUGGUAUUUGUGCCGGGCAAGAGUACACCGGAGGACUUGAUGAAGCAAGUGCAGCAGGUUGCAUUUGCGCGGCAGAAUAUUCGGGGCGAGGGGAUUGGACCGUAUGGAUCUCCUCAGGCACUGGGUGGAGCGGGUGGUUCCAUGAUUGGGGGAGCGAUGGGAGGAAGCAUGGGUAUGUGA
Messenger RNA from Parastagonospora nodorum SN15, 540 nucleotides. RefSeq lists its product as hypothetical. The record is from RefSeq and is a predicted model, not a curated record. Bases 1 to 540 code for a protein of 179 amino acids. NCBI's taxonomy places the organism in Eukaryota, Fungi, Ascomycota, Dothideomycetes, Pleosporales, Phaeosphaeriaceae. The transcript has a single exon.